Molecule: messenger RNA, 426 nt
Organism: Marmota monax (woodchuck)
Lineage: Eukaryota; Metazoa; Chordata; Mammalia; Rodentia; Sciuridae
Product: large ribosomal subunit protein uL16-like
Exons: 1
Coding region: 52-354 (100 amino acids)
Biological process (GO): ribosomal large subunit assembly; translation
Cellular component (GO): cytosolic large ribosomal subunit; ribosome
Molecular function (GO): structural constituent of ribosome
Source: RefSeq, a predicted model, not a curated record
AUGUUCAUAUUUCUGAUCUCAUGAUGUCCCCCAUCUAGACUCCAAACAGGUAUGCAGGGUGCCUUUGGGAAACCCCAGGGAAAGGUGGCCAGGGUUCACAUUGGCCAAGUCAUCAUGUCCAUCCGCACCAAGCUGCAGAACAAGGAACAUGUGAUUGAGGCCCUACGAAGGGCCAAGUUCAAGUUCCCUGGCUGCCAGAAGACCCACAUCUCAAAGAAGUGGGGCUUUACCAAAUUUAAUGCUGAUGAAUUUGAAGACAUGGUGGCUGAGAAGCGGCUCGUUCCUGAUGGCUGUGGGGUCAAAUAUAUCCCCAAUCGUGGUCCCCUGGACAAGUGGCGGGCCCUGCAUUCAUGAGGGCUUCCUCUAUGCUGUCCCCUUCUUAAUCACACACAACACCAAUAAAUCCUGUAUUGUAUCAAAAAAAAA